AUGCUAACGUUUGAACAAUGGAAAUCCGACAUCCAGGUCACAGGACAGGUCAACUUAGUCACAACUGCUGUACUAAGGUUUAAAAACUGUGGUCUGACCAAAUGUAUCACUUGUUACCUGAUGGCCAUGGCAUUGGCGGAUCUACUGGUCGUUAUCCUGGACCUGAUAUUGAGACAUAUUCCAAUUCUUUUUCGUGAACAGUUUAUAUUCCUGUAUUACGUCCCCGUGUGUAAUAUCCACGCCGUCCUGAUUUAUGCAGCUACUGACUGUUCUGUCUGGUUCACCGUAACUUGCACCUUUGAUCGAUUUGUGGCCAUUUCUUGCCCAAUGCUGAAAAAUAAAUAUUGCAGCGAGAAGACAGCAGCUGUGGUUCUGGGAACAGUGACUUUGUUGAGCUGUGUAAAGAACAUUUUCUGGUAUUUUAUGUUCGCAACUAGGUAUGUUCUCAAGAACUUCCCUUGGUUUUGUGAUGUCACAGAAAAUGUUCGAGACUCCCCGUUGUGGACAACAAUGGAGAUCCUGCAGUAUAUUCUAACCCCUGGCCUCCCAUUUUUCCUGAUUCUGCUGCUCAAUGUUCUCACCGUCAGACACAUUUUAAUGAGCAGCAGGGCCCGCAGGAGACUCCGGGCUCACAGCAGUAGAAAAAGGCCCAAAGACCCAGCAAUGGAGAGUCGACGGAAAUCCAUAAUAUUGUUAUUUGUGAUCUCGGCCAAUUUCAUUCUGUUAUGGUCAACAUUUAUGGUUUACUCUAUCUGGUACAGGAUGUGGGAUUUUGAGUUUGUUUCUUUUUGGAUAGAUAUGUUUGUUAUGGAAUUGGGCUUCAUGCUGCAGCUCCUGAGCUGCUGCACUAACACUGCGAUUUACGCUGUGACACAGACUCAGUUCAGAAAACAGUUGAAGAAUGUGCUGGCAUAUCCCCUUGCUCUAUUUCUUAAAUGUUUUCAAUGA
Molecule: messenger RNA, 948 nt
Organism: Carcharodon carcharias (great white shark)
Lineage: Eukaryota; Metazoa; Chordata; Chondrichthyes; Lamniformes; Lamnidae
Product: probable G-protein coupled receptor 139
Exons: 2
Coding region: 1-948 (315 amino acids)
Biological process (GO): G protein-coupled receptor signaling pathway
Cellular component (GO): membrane
Molecular function (GO): G protein-coupled receptor activity
Source: RefSeq, a predicted model, not a curated record